AUGUCUCGUCCAUCAUCCUUUAGUGGUGAUAAUUGGAGAAGGCCACUGACUUAUGAUAAUAUUUGGUCAAAUCAAUCUCCCAACAUAAACUCAUCUACCAGCCCAAAUAGUAACGGAUUUGGUUCUGGGUUUGGCACUAAUCCAUUUAAUGGAUAUGGUAAUGGGAAUUAUAACAUGAACUAUAACGGUAAUGGUUAUGGUUAUGGUAACAGCUAUGGUAAUGGUUUUAAUAACUAUGGAGGAUUCAACGGACAAAGAAAUUCCAUAAGUUCUAUUUCUUCUUUAGAUUAUGAUAGAAGAAAUAGCCAUAAUGACAUUUAUGACAAUCUCAAUAGCUUCAGUUUGGAUAUGAAUAAUUUAAACAUAAAUGGACCACCAAUGAAUAUGAACCCAAAUUUGAACCCUCCAAUUAAUAAUUCAACUUAUCCUGAGUUGAAUCAACAAACUAUUGAUUCUAUCAAUGAAUACUUUGGAAGUGAUCCUCAUCAAAGAGUCAAAGUUGAUUUGAAUUUUUUGAAUUCCAAACUUAAUAGUGAAAUGGUAGAAUUACCAAAAUUCCCUAUUGAAAAUUCGAUCAAGAAUUACCAGUUAAUUUUGGUUGGAUUUAAAUGUGGUAGAUUAGACAUUUUCUAUUCUAACAACAAAGAUUGUAAUAUUUAUAACUAUAAGAUUGGGGAUUUAGUUAUUGUUGAAGCUGAUAGAGGUAAGGAUUUAGGUAAAGUCUUAAAAUUAAACUUAUCGAUUGAUGAAGUUAGAUUAUUGAAAUUUUUACAAUUCAAAGAACAACAAGAAGCUUUGAAUGAAGAAGAAAUUCCUAAUAAUUUACCAAUCUUACAUUUCCCCAAAUCAAUUAUAGGAUUAGCCAAUAAUAAUGAAAUCUUACAAAUUUUAAAUAAGAAAAAGGAUGAAGAAAAUGCUUGUAAAUUAUGUUUAAGCAAAAUCAAUUCACCAUUUUUAGAAUAUUUAAAUGACGUCAAUAUGAGAUUAAUCGAUGCUGAAUAUCAAUUCGAUAGGAAGAAACUUAUCUUUUAUUAUUCAACUAAUAAGAGAAUUGAUUUCAGAGAUUUAGUCAAGGAAUUGUUCAGGACUUAUAAAACCAGAAUUUGGAUGUGUGCUGUUAUUGGCUUACCAUUUCAAGAUCAAUCAGUUACACAAAAUCAUCCACAAUCUCAAUAUCAAUCCCAAUGGAACACUAAUACUAAUUGGAGUAAUUGGAAUGGUAAUUGGAAUGAAGUCCCAAGAGGUAUAAUUGAUAAUGAUUAUAAAAUUAACGUCAGUAGAGGAAGUGGAUCAAUUGGUUCAAUCAACUCUGUUGGUUCAAUUGGUCCUAUUAGUUUAGAACAAAAUAAAGAUCCAGAAAGGGCAGAAGUUAAUGAUGAACUGUUUGUUUUAAAGUCUUUAGUUGAUCAAAUUGAUCAUUAA
Molecule: messenger RNA, 1422 nt
Organism: Yamadazyma jaroonii
Lineage: Eukaryota; Fungi; Ascomycota; Pichiomycetes; Serinales; Debaryomycetaceae
Source: the annotation of a GenBank genome assembly